UUUGUUUUCUUUUUAUACCACAGAAUAACAGACUAAGAAAAUACGCCUUUGAGUUGAAAAUGAAUGAUCUGACCUAUUUUGUGCUGGCAGCUGAAACAGAGUCAGAUAUGGAUGAGUGGAUCCAGACUCUGAACCGCAUCCUGCAGAUCAGUCCUGAGGGGCCCCUCCAGGGGAGGAGGAGCACAGAGCUGGCCGACCUGGGGCUGGAUCCACUGGAUAACUCUUUACCUUGUGAAUGUAUGCCGGAGGAAACAGAUUCUUCAGAGAACAGCCUACACCCAGACUUUGCCAAAUACCUCACAGAAACUGAAGACACUGUCAAGACCACUCGAAACAUGGAGAGGAUGAAUCUGUUCUCGCUAGAUCCAGAUAUAGAUACUUUGAAACUUCAAAAAAAGGAUCUUUCAGAACCUGAGUUUGUGGUCAGACCCUUUGAAGAGAAAGCCGCCAAGAGAAUCAUGAUCAUUUGUAAAACUCUCAUGUUAAAUCUUCAGGGCUGUGUUACGGAGAAUGAAAGUGAUCCAAUAACGAAUAUCGAGCCUUUUUUUGUGAGUGUGGCACUUUAUGACCUCAGAGAUAGCAGAAAGAUUUCUGCUGAUUUUCACGUGGAUCUAAACCACACUGUGGUCAGACAGAUGCUCAUGGGGGCUCCCAUGACUUUGGAAAAUGGCAACAUUGACACUGUCACUCCAAGACAAUCAGAAGAACCUUAUAUCAAGGGACUUCCAGAGGAAUGGCUAAAAUUUCCAAAGCAGGCUAUAUUUUCUGUAAGUGAUCCACAUUCUGAAAUUGUUUUGGUGGCCAAAAUUGAAAAAGUCCUGAUGGGAAAUAUUGCAAGUGGUGCUGAACCUUAUAUUAAAAAUCCAGACUCCAACAAGUUUGUACAAAAGAUCCUAAAAUCCAACAGACAGUUCUGUAGCAAAUUGGGGAAGUACCGAAUGCCAUUUGCCUGGGCAGUGAGGUAAGUCAACCCCUGCAACCAAAAGAUUAGCACAUUGAUGUGAUAUCUGCAUUGGAAGCUUCAGUUUUGAACACCUUUGUUUCACCUACUGUUUCUAAUGUAUCCCUACCUAUAAGAAUGC
This is a messenger RNA of Castor canadensis (American beaver), 1082 nucleotides long. The record is from RefSeq and is a predicted model, not a curated record. NCBI's taxonomy places the organism in Eukaryota, Metazoa, Chordata, Mammalia, Rodentia, Castoridae.